This is a messenger RNA of Cynocephalus volans (Philippine flying lemur), 5324 nucleotides long. RefSeq names its product F-box-like/WD repeat-containing protein TBL1X. Gene Ontology annotation, molecular function: transcription corepressor activity; protein binding. Gene Ontology annotation, biological process: regulation of transcription by RNA polymerase II. Bases 359 to 1921 code for a protein of 520 amino acids. Gene Ontology annotation, cellular component: histone deacetylase complex. The transcript is spliced from 17 exons. NCBI's taxonomy places the organism in Eukaryota, Metazoa, Chordata, Mammalia, Dermoptera, Cynocephalidae. The record is from RefSeq and is a predicted model, not a curated record.
AGUCUGCACAAGCCCAGGGAGCCCGGGAGCAACGAGGGGCAGGCUCAAGGGAAGGCCCCACCAAGUCUUUUUGGGGGCCCUUGAAUGGCAACUGAUACAUAAUAAGACACAAUCUAUUCUGCUGAUUCACAAUUAUGGAGACUGUGUAACUGAAGAUAGAAGAGAGACCUAAAAAUAAACUCUUGAAAGAAGGAGGGAUUUGCCUUCGUUUGGCUCUGAGCCAGUCCCUGCAGACGCCCUGCCGCUUCUAUGAUCGGAGGCUGGGAAGCCCACUGGUCCAAAGGUCUACACAUGAAGUCACCAUAACGAGGGUGGCUCCCGCUUCCUAAAGACCUCAUCGCCGCGAGGUGAGGCUAAGAUGAGCAUAACCAGUGACGAAGUGAACUUUCUGGUGUAUCGAUAUCUCCAGGAGUCAGGUUUUUCCCACUCGGCCUUCACGUUCGGGAUCGAGAGCCACAUCAGCCAGUCCAACAUCAACGGGACGCUGGUGCCGCCCGCCGCCCUCAUCUCCAUCCUGCAGAAGGGGCUGCAGUACGUGGAGGCUGAGAUCAGCAUCAACGAGGAUGGCACGGUGUUUGACGGCCGCCCCAUAGAGUCCCUGUCCCUGAUAGACGCCGUGAUGCCCGAUGUGGUGCAGACGCGGCAGCAGGCGUUCCGCGAGAAGCUCGCGCAGCAGCAGGCCAGUGCGGCGGCCGCAGCGGCAGCAGCAGCCACGGCAGCCCCGGCAGCAGUUUCCCAGCAAAAUCCACCAAAGAACGGAGAGGCCACGGUGAACGGGGAGGAGAACGGAGCACACGCAAUAAAUAAUCACUCGAAACCCAUGGAAAUUGACGGGGACGUUGAGAUUCCACCCAACAAAGCCACAGUCCUUCGGGGCCAUGAGUCCGAGGUGUUCAUUUGUGCCUGGAACCCUGUCAGCGAUCUGCUGGCUUCUGGGUCUGGAGACUCGACGGCCAGGAUAUGGAACCUUAAUGAACACAGCAACGGGGACUCCACCCAGCUUGUGUUGAGGCACUGUAUACGGGAGGGGGGACACGAUGUCCCCAGUAACAAAGAUGUCACCUCGCUGGACUGGAACAGCGAUGGGACACUUCUGGCCACAGGUUCAUACGACGGUUUUGCAAGGAUUUGGACGGAAGACGGUAACCUGGCCAGCACCUUAGGCCAACAUAAAGGCCCCAUCUUUGCCUUGAAAUGGAACAAAAAGGGGAAUUAUAUUUUGAGUGCUGGUGUAGACAAAACAACAAUCAUUUGGGAUGCCCACACAGGAGAAGCCAAACAACAGUUUCCUUUCCAUUCAGCCCCUGCUCUUGACGUGGACUGGCAGCACAACACUACCUUUGCCUCCUGUAGCACAGACAUGUGUAUUCAUGUAUGCAGACUUGGCUGUGACCGCCCGGUCAAAACCUUCCAAGGACACACAAAUGAAGUCAAUGCUAUCAAAUGGGAUCCUUCUGGAAUGUUGCUAGCAUCCUGCUCUGAUGACAUGACAUUAAAGAUCUGGAGCAUGAAGCAGGACACGUGUGUGCACGACCUGCAAGCUCACAGCAAAGAGAUAUACACCAUCAAGUGGAGUCCCACCGGGCCGGCCACCAGCAUCCCCAACUCCAACAUCAUGCUGGCGAGUGCUUCAUUUGACUCCACGGUCCGGCUGUGGGAUGUGGAGCGAGGGGUGUGUAUCCACACGCUGACCAAACACCAGGAACCUGUCUACAGUGUCGCUUUUAGCCCCGACGGGAAGUACUUGGCCAGCGGCUCCUUUGACAAGUGUGUCCAUAUCUGGAAUACUCAGAGUGGCAGUCUCGUCCACAGCUACCGAGGCACUGGCGGCAUCUUCGAGGUGUGCUGGAAUGCUCGCGGGGACAAAGUGGGCGCCAGCGCCUCCGAUGGCUCCGUGUGUGUUUUAGAUCUGCGGAAGUAAACAGAAACUAUUCUAGAAAAACUCAAGAGUUCUAGUGGACCAGCAGAGAACGUGUGGGGUCGUGGCCCUCUCCAGACACCAUUCUGUCAGCUCCAAAACUGUACGAACUUGACUUGCGUUAGAGUGUACUUGGAAAUCAACUCGUCCCUGCCACAGGAGUGUAUAUGUUUUCGUAAUCUUCAUCAGGAAGUUCCAAAACAAACAAGCAAAAUCAAAAGCAUGCACACAGUCAUAUCAGAGGGGGGAGAGUGGUCUCCACCCAGGACACUCAGCCCAGGAAACAGGAAGCUAGACGUGCACGGUGUGGUUUCCAUCCAGAAGAGGCUCUGAUGGCAGAACGGAAAACAAGAGAAGAGGAAGCUGUGCCAAAAAAACAAAAACAAAAAACAAAACAAAGAAGCAAAAUGCUGUGAUAAACCAGAAGGGGAAAUGUCCUCUCCUCGCGCUGGUGUUUUCUUUCCCCUGACAAUUGGGACACUACAGCUGCUACGGCAAAGGAUGUUCAAAGACCAGUUUGUACCAAUGCGAUGCGCAACUUUGUAAUCCCAACACUUUCUAUUUUCUAGAAUCUUCUUUGUUCGAUGGUUUUUCUAUCAGCUGGAAUUCUGUCGUCUAGGGGCCUUCGGUCUGAGAUGGAAACUGUUUUGGGUUUGUUGCGUCUUCCCUCUGUCGUUCCCUGACCCCUCUGCCUUAUCCCCUUGUCUGCUGUGGUCUGGCUUUUCAGGACCCCUCUUUCGACACAGCCACAUGGACACGGUCACAGAAGUCUCCAGUGGACAGCUUCCUCCCUCCCUCUGUCCCCUCCUCUGUCCCGCCCUUCCUGCCCCUACCCCUCGCUCACCCUUCUCUGUCCCGUCCUCAGAGUUGCUUCAGAUCUUAGGUCUCAAGGACAGUUUGGGUGCAUAAUACGUGCUUUAUGUUAAGAAGGCAGGGCAGGGGGACUUUUUACAGGAGAAAAAGAAAAUGACUUAUAAUAGAAAGAGCCUGGAGUAUUUUUGGAAAAAAAAAAAGUUUUAUGUUAAAACAAUUUAAAAAUCCUCAAAUGGCCAUCAGACAUAGAGAGCUGUGUGUGAUUCAUAGUCUAGAAAAGCUGUCAGGAGACACAGGCAGGGCCCGAGGUGGCUUCCCCCGUUCCCUUCAGCUCCACAGGUGGUCAGGAAACUGGGUGGGAAGGGUCAGUCCUAUGGGUGAGCAGCGGGUGGCUCUGUGGCCCACCAGGAGGACAAAGAACCACGUGGCCUCUUUUGGGGUGGGUGACCUUAGCGGCCACCAGGAGAAAAGUGAGUGCAGGACAGUGUGCUCUGACCCUGAGGACGCGUCCCCAGAACCAAGAGGCACCAAAGCCAUCGAAAGCCACAGCUCGGCUCGCCGUGGCCGCAACUGCCUCCUCCCCACAGCGGCGUCGUUUCUCCAAGAGUGGGCCAGGCCAGUCCUUGCAAAGCUGACGUCAAGGCUCCAGGGCGUCACUUGGUCUAAUGAUGACAAAAGGAUGCGCAAAAGGCAGCGUUGCAGCCCCAACGGCGAACGCUGUAGGCAGAGCGUCACUGAUCGUUUCUGCUGUCUUUAUCAUUUCCUUCUCUCACACGAGACUAGGAGAAAGAGGGUUUUUUUAAAGAAUGAAUCUUUUUAGUGUUUUUUAAAAAUUAAACAAGGCUUUGAAUUCCUAGAAAAGUUUCUUUUCAUUGGAUCAGGUGACCUCUGUGCUCGUAUUGUCACAACCCGACACUGGCUUACUUCUGAAAUCAGCAACGGGGGCAAGGACCGACGGCUGGGGCCCGUCUCUCAUCGGCGUCCUGUGGGCCAGGGAAGAUCUGAGGACGGUGGCAGGCCUGUGGCGGCAGCGGCAGUGGCGGCUGGCAGUGGUGGGUUCACUGGUGUGUGUUCCUUCCAGCCAUGAGACCGUGUUAUUCAGGGGGCGGCACCCCUCUUUGGAGCCGAAAACCGACAUCUGGGAAGGGCAGGGGCUUCCUAGAGAACUUGGAAUGGUCCGGGACCAGCUACCAAAGCCAAGGGGCGUCGGCCAUUCCCGGGUCAUUCACUGGCCUCCACCUGGGCCUGUGAAUUAUUCAAGCCCAGAAAGUGCUCUGUUUCCAAGUAAGGCUUUUUGGGGGCUCUGUCACCUGAACACUUAGUAACGAAGGCCGAAGUCCCAUGGAGUAACCACUCCCGUGUCUGAAGACAGCCAGCAUCCGCAGACUCACCGCUGAUUCCUGUCCCCAGAGUGGGUGAGGUUUGGGGGGCAGCGUGUUGGGGUCCAGAUGAAGACCAUCCCCCCUCCCCAGAUGAGAGCGUUUUCAUCUCCGCAGAGCAUCGGCUGCCGGAAAUCGGACCAUGGUCAGGAUGUGGCUUGUGCGUGGCAAGCAGAGACUGGCGUGGCAUGGUGACCGGGGACGUAUGGAAGGGAUUCACUAGACAAUCUUCCUGGGAAUGUCGGGAGCCAGGGUCUCACCAAAGCGCUGGCUUCAGCCUCCUCUUGAAUCUCAAGCACCUCGGGAUUGUUAGGUUGGAGCCGAGGGCUGGGGCCACGGGCAACAGGCUUCCUAUCCCUGUGCACAACAGUGAGCCUCGGAUGAAGGGAGGCGGCCACCCCCGAGCUGGCCACAGGGACCAAGCAUGAGGGUGUCGCUGGCGCCCCUCGAAUCCGUGCCUGUCCUCAGCAAACAGCGCCAUCGACGACUAGUUUGGGGCCCCUGACACAUGUGGCCAUCGUGCCCUCCUGCCAGGCACACGGGAGAUUCACGUUCAGGGUCUGGGGUGGCCACCUGGACAUGUGACUGUCGGACGUCGCUUACAGCUCUGAAACCCUUUGAGUCGCUUCAGUCUUAGUGACCAAAUUCAACCUCGGAAGCAGACAUAACACAACGAUCCUUCCUGGAACCUUUGGUUGGAUUUGAAAUGACCAAGAGCCACGUCCAGCACGCACCUGGGGAGGGAGCUGCCCCGGGCCGGAAGGGCCGGAUGUCACAGGGUGAAACCUCUGACCCUGCGCGACACCAUAGGACUUGACUUUGGUUUUGUCUUUCUAAAACUAGAUCCUGGAGCCCAGAGAAGUGCACUUUGUCAAUCGUAAGGAUCUUUGUUCCUUCUUAUUUCUCUCUUUUUUAACCUCUCGUUCCACCUUUUUUUGGUUUUUUUCAUGGUGUUUCUUGUCCAAUGCAGAAAUAUCCCUCCCGCCACUCACUGAAGCUUCGAAUUCUGGCUUCUGCAGUUUUAUUGUCUGUGUCAGACGUACAGCCAGACCUGCUUCCUGUCCGCGUUGCCCAGAUCCUGUUGCAGUGACAUGGAGCCCCGUCCUGUUCUCCUUCCACCCCCACUCACCCUCACGUUCUUUGGUAAAAAAGAAUCACCUUGUGUGUUGUAGCUCAUUUGUUUCGAGAGAAAAUCAACAGAUCAUAUUCAGUGU